Cottoperca gobio is the source of this 4409-nucleotide messenger RNA. RefSeq names its product arylsulfatase I-like. Gene Ontology annotation, molecular function: sulfuric ester hydrolase activity. Bases 410 to 2674 code for a protein of 754 amino acids. NCBI's taxonomy places the organism in Eukaryota, Metazoa, Chordata, Actinopteri, Perciformes, Bovichtidae. The transcript is spliced from 12 exons. The record is from RefSeq and is a predicted model, not a curated record.
CAUGGGAAGUGGAGUUUUGUUCUGGGCAACACAGAGCACGACAACAAAAGGAUCUUUUGAGAUUAGAUGUCACAUAAAAUGAAGAUAAAUGGACAAAUUAAAGAUUUUACAUUCGUAUAAGGCCUAUGAAAUGCCAGACCGGAAGUGUCGGCGCGGUGCUGAGACUGUCUUGACUUUGGUCGUAUUUCAUUACGGGGAGUGUGGACGCUCAGACUGAAGGAAGGAAGGUUUUGUGGAAACUUGAGGACAUGCGGCGUCUCCUGCGAACUUUAUUCAAACCCAACUUCCUACGAGCUGAAGAAAGACCCGAAGGGUGAAGCAUGAACUGAGGAAGAGAGGAAGAGGAAGAGGAGGGGGCGAAGAAGAGCCGUUCACUCCCAUUGAUCCAAUAUCGAGAGCUGCAGUAACGAUGAAGGCUGCUGCUGCCGCCGCCGUGGCUCUCACUGUGCUGAGAGUCUUCUUCAGCCUGGACUGUCUGUCUGCUCUGUCAGACAGACACACUCCGGAGGACGAGGCAGAACCACAGAAGAAGAAGAACCAGCCGCACAUCAUCUUUAUCCUCACAGACGACCAGGGCUUCAACGACAUCGGCUACCACAACCCGACCAUCAAGACUCCCACUCUGGACAAACUGGCGGCAGAGGGCGUGACGCUGGAGAACUACUACGUUCAGCCCAUCUGCACGCCGUCACGCAGCCAGCUCAUCACCGGCAGAUAUCAGAUCCACACAGGACUCCAACACUCCAUAAUCAGACCGAGCCAGCCGAGCUGUCUGCCCUCACACAUGGACACUCUGCCCGAGAGGCUCCGCGAGGCCGGGUACUCCACACACAUGGUGGGCAAGUGGCACCUGGGCUUCUACAGGAAGGCUUGCCUGCCCACCAGAAAAGGUUUCGACAGUUUCUUUGGUUCUUUAACAGGAAGUGUGGAUUACUACAGUUACGGGUCCUGUGAUGGCCCGGGGCUGUGUGGGUAUGAUCUCCAUGACGACGAGGGCGUGGCGUGGGGCCAGGAAGGAAAGUACUCCACCACGCUCUUCACACAGAGAGCUCGCAAGAUCCUGGAGAGUCACGACCCCACGGACAGACCGCUCUUCCUGCUGCUCUCCCUGCAGGCAGUUCACACUCCUCUACAGACGCCCAAGUCCUACAUCUACCCGUACCGCGACAUGGCUAACGUCGCCAGGAGAAAGUUUGCCGCCAUGGUGUCCACGGUGGACGAGGCGGUCCGAAACGUCACCUACGCUCUGAGAAAAUACGGAUACUACCGCAACAGCGUUAUCAUCUACUCCACCGACAACGGAGCCCAGCCAUACACCGGAGGGAGCAACUGGCCGCUACGAGGCCGAAAGGGGACGUACUGGGAAGGCGGCGUCCGUGGAGUCGCGUUCGUUCACAGCCCCCUGCUGAGACGCAGGAGACGGGUCUCCAAAGCUCUGCUGCACAUCACAGACUGGUUCCCCACCCUGGUGGGUCUGGCCGGGGGAAACACCAGCCGGAGUCGGGGCCUGGAUGGGUUUGAUGUCUGGCCCACCAUCAGCGAGGGGAAGGAGUCACCACGUCAGGAGAUCCUUCACAACAUUGACCCUCUGCACAAACCUCCUGUUCACAGCAUGAACUGGGCCGUCAGCACAGAGAAGGCCUCGGUAAACAAAUCGAAAGGCCCAAAGAAGCCAAAGAAGAAGAAGAUCCUGAAACAGAAACUGAAGCAGAAGUCGGCGUUCAAGUUGAAGACCACCAAGAAACCUCGGUCGUUUUCCCAUCAUGCCGCUAAACCCAAACUCAAGUCGAAGCCCCUUCCCAAGCCGAAGCUUAAGCCCCUUCAGAAAUCAAAACUCAAACUCAAACCCAAAACCAAAGUCUACCCCCAGAACCAGAGACCGUCACUUUACAGUCCACAUCUGAAGUCCCACUCCGGCAGUGCUCCGUCAGGAACAUCUCGCCCUAAACCUCCACGUGUGAAGCCAAAAUCCAGGCGGAACAUAUCCCAGAACCAGAACCUGUCACGGUCAAGACCACCUCCACAUAAAACCAAGACACAGCUCAAAGUACAUUUAAAGUCCAGGCGGACAUUAUCCCAAUACCAGAACGUGUCCCAGCCAGAGACGCCACAGCUCAAACCCCAUCCCACGCCUCAGUUAGGUCUCGCCUCGUCCCAGUCGGUGUGGGACGCGUCAGUCCAGGCUGCCAUCAGAGUUGGAGACUGGAAGCUGCUGACAGGAGACCCAGGCCACGGAGACUGGGUCCCCCCACAGGUAUUGUCCACUUUCCCUGGUCGCUGGUGGAACCUCGAACGUGCCGUCUCCCCGCUCCCCAAAUCCUCCCCCCCCAAAAACGUCUGGUUGUUCAACAUCACGGCCGACCCGUGCGAGCGGCAGGACCUGGCAGACCAGAGGCCAGACGUGGUGCAGCAGCUCAUGGUCCGACUCGCCUUUUAUAACCAAACGGCCGUGCCGGUUUAUUUUCCGCCCGACGAUCCUCGAGCCGAUCCCAGCCGGCACAGCGGGGCCUGGGUACCCUGGGUGGAAGAAGAGGAGGACGAGGAGGGGAAAUAUGACGGAGUCUACAAGAAAGAUAAGAACAAGAGGAAGAGGAAGAAGCCGAAGUGCCCGCUGUGCAAGCUGCAGUCGUUCUUUCUGAAACUGAACACCAGGAUGAUGUCCAACGGGAUCUGAAGCGUUGACGUGUCAAAGACUUUUUAAAAUGUUGUUUGUUACAUUUUCUCUUCCUCAAACAAGUGAAGAAAGUGGUAACUGAGUUAAUUCAGUUAAAGCGAACCUCUUUCUAACAAGUCCUUGUCACUGGCUUCACUUUGUUGUGCCUCUAAGCAUCAAGUGAAAACUGUUGAUUUUACUUUUACUCUGAAAACAUUUAUAACAAUGUUGAAUAUGGACAUUAUGUUCACGCGUGCAGUAAACGUCACAUCUGAGGUGACGCUGCAUCGGAGAGAACUUCAUGUGUAAGACUUGAUUGAGGCUUUUCCUUAACUUUUAAAAGGUCAGUUCACUCAAAACACAUCAUGUUUGUGAGUAACUCUGGAUGUCAUGCAGGUAAAGGUUUACGUUGUUGGUCGGUUUGGUAGAAAAUAGUUUUGAAUUCCAAACUCUUCUGAUGGUAAGGUGGCUUUUCAGCUCCGUCACCUGAUUCAUUAUGUGAUUUUAUCAUUUGUUUUCCACUGUUUUGCGACAGAAGCCCUGAAAAGCAAGUGUGGGGAAAUUAAUUCUGAUGUUUUCUCUCCUUUGUUUACGACUUAAGAACAGGUGGAGCAAUUCAAAUAUCUUUUUAUGUUCCUUAUUUAUUUAUAUUUCUGUGAAACAGCUGAGGGAUCAUUUUGUGUUUUUUGUUGUAAUACUCAUUUAGGCCACACGAGGCUGACGCCAGAUGUUUGACUCAAAGCUUUCGUGUUUUCUUCCAGGUGCAUCGAGAACUUAAAACUCACCUGGAAGAAAACAUGAAUGCUGGCAAAUCUUUAUUUCCACCAGCUGUUAACAAUGUAAACAAUUAAAGAACUUAGAAAGAUUAUCCUGUUCUUAAAUCAGAAACCAGGAGACCUCACUGUCCUCUCAGGGCUUCCGUAGUUUCUUCUUCUUCACUCACAAACUGAGUUCUUGACACUGCGCCGCAGUAAAAUGUAUUUUGUAAAGGAUUUGAUUAUGUUUCUUUGAGCAGAAUGAACCCGAGAGCCACUGUUUGUAACGUGUUUACAGCAACAGUUCAUAAACAAACGUUUACUUCUAAUUGUUUUUGUCACAUGCAACAAAAUAGGACGAUGUUUUAAUAUCUAGUUUUUUUACGUUACUGUUUGAAUGUAUUGCCAAUGUCAAGCAAAUUUUGAAUUACUACAUUCUACUGUGAUCAGCAGAAACUGCUAUUAUUCAGCCCUAUAUACUAACACAAUAUUAAUGUGUGAACAUGUUGAAGACAUUAAGUGACGAGAGCUAAAAGCUCAUCUUGAAAUAAAGUGUUCGAACACGUUUUAUCCAGAUUUAGGGGAAAGAUGAAGUCAUUUAAACCCACUUAUCUUUAGUUUUGAGGAGUAACACGUUGACAGGUGCAUGUUUUUCAUGUUUACAGCUGUGUACUGAUGUCCAAACAUAAACCUUCCCUUCACAGAUUUAGUCCCAAUAUUUGUGAAUUGUCACUAAAAGUUCACAUAUUCAGAAAACAGAGUUGCAGCCGAGCGUUAACCAGCAUUAGAAUCCUCUUUGAAGUAACAUGUUGGUUUCCUCCCCUCGAGCGAGACACCUAACCUCUAAAUAUUUCAGUGUGUUUGCACAAUAUUUAACAAACCACGACUGUGGCCGCUCUGCAGCAGCAGCCAGUGAGCGUGCAGCAGAGUGCUCCUGAGAAACCCUUUAAAUGGACGCUUGAUGUCUCCACCUUGAGUAAAUAAAGGUCAAAUAAAAUGAA